Molecule: messenger RNA, 1088 nt
Organism: Cuculus canorus (common cuckoo)
Lineage: Eukaryota; Metazoa; Chordata; Aves; Cuculiformes; Cuculidae
Gene: WDR83
Product: WD repeat domain 83
Exons: 9
Coding region: 134-1084 (316 amino acids)
Biological process (GO): mRNA splicing, via spliceosome
Cellular component (GO): catalytic step 2 spliceosome
Molecular function (GO): protein binding
Source: RefSeq, a predicted model, not a curated record
CCGGACCCCGAGCCGGUCCCGGACCCCAUCCCGGCUCCAUCCCUGAACGGGACUCAUCUCGGACCCCAUCCCGGUGCGGUCCCGUCCCGGUGCGGUCCCGUCCCGGUGCGGUCCCGUCCCGGUGCCGGUGCCGAUGCUGCCCCGGCCUCGCCCCGCGCCCCCGGAGCUGCCCCAGCGGCGCGUGCGGACCCUGCGCUGCGCACAGGGAGCGGUGCGGGCGGCGCGGUUCAACGCCGAUGGGAAUUACUGCCUGACGUGCGGCAGCGAUAAAAGCCUGAAACUGUGGAACCCGCACCGCGGCACCGCGCUCCGCACCUACCAGGGCCACGGCUACGAGGUGCUGGAUGCCGCCGGUUCCUUCGAUAACAGCCACCUCUGCUCCUGUGGGGCCGAUAAGACGGUGGCUCUGUGGGAUGUGGCCACCGGGCAAGUGGUGCGCAAAUACCGUGGCCACGCGGGGAAGGUGAACUGCGUCCAAUUCAACGAGGAGGCGACUGUCAUCGUGUCCGGCUCCAUCGACUGCACGGUGCGGUGCUGGGACUGCCGCUCGCGUCGCCCCGAUCCCGUUCAGGUCUUGGAUGAAGCCAAGGACGGAAUUUCCAGCGUCAAAGUAUCCGACCACGAGAUUCUUACGGGCUCCGUCGACGGCCGCGUUCGCCGCUACGACCUCCGCGCGGGGCAACUCCAUUGCGACUACAUCGGCAGUCCCAUCACCAGCGUUUGUUUCAGCAAAGACGGUCAAAGCGCUUUGGCCGCCAGUUUGGACUCAACGUUGCGUCUCUUGGAUAAGGAGACGGGCGAACUGUUGGGCGAAUAUCGGGGUCACCGCAGCAGCGUUUACCGCCUGGAUUGCGUCUUGAGCGAACGCGACACGCACGUUGGCUGCGCCUCCGAGGAUGGAUACGUCUACUUGUGGGACCUGGUGGAGGGUUCGCUGUCUCUCCGUCUUCCGGUGGGCAACGGCGUCGUUCAGUCUCUCGCCUUCCACCCGGCGCUGCCGUGUCUCCUCGCCGCUUCCGAAGGCUGCGUCCAACUCUGGCGCGAGGAGAGCUUCCAACCCGAGGAGGGGGACGGCGAUAGCUGAGAUG